ACCAAAUCGGAAUUUUUUAAUGUUGUCACCCAACAUGUACCACUGAUACGGAAAGAAGAUAACAUCGUCAGUUUUCCUUUAAAGGCUAUGCCAUUAUUAGAAGAUAUUGUGAAAACGAAUCUAACGCUUUUCUACAUGUACCAUGGAACGGCUUUGGGCAAGGCUUGUAUGAGCGAUAUUGUAUUUUUUGAUUUUUUCGCUUCACCCCUUGAAGUUGGUGUUGAUUUGGUUCAACAAAUGACAUAUCUGGAGACAUAUUUCGGCGAAUCUCUGAUGGAAAAAGUUGAUACGUAUGAAACCCCCAAGGGUAUUGUUAUCAAGUCAAAUCCCUUUGCAGCUGCAGCAGAUUUAAUUAAAAUGAAUGCUAUAUCUACGAUUAUGUGUCUUAUAAUAGUAAUUUUGUAAAAAUAUAAUACAUUAACAUUGAUCUUAUCUUAUGAGAAGUUUAAGCAAAAUUGAUUUUUUUCAAUCGAGUGUAAACUCGACAAAACCACACAGCCGCAAAGAAGAUUGAAAACAUCAAAAACGGAGAUUAAAAGAAACAAGUAAAAAUCAUUAAUUUCCGUUGG
Musca domestica (house fly) is the source of this 569-nucleotide messenger RNA. RefSeq lists its product as uncharacterized. The coding region runs from base 88 to 405 and encodes 105 amino acids. The transcript is spliced from 2 exons. The record is from RefSeq and is a predicted model, not a curated record. Lineage: Eukaryota; Metazoa; Arthropoda; Insecta; Diptera; Muscidae.